Molecule: messenger RNA, 1230 nt
Organism: Ogataea parapolymorpha DL-1
Lineage: Eukaryota; Fungi; Ascomycota; Pichiomycetes; Pichiales; Pichiaceae
Product: GPI mannosyltransferase 1
Exons: 1
Coding region: 1-1230 (409 amino acids)
Biological process (GO): GPI anchor biosynthetic process
Cellular component (GO): glycosylphosphatidylinositol-mannosyltransferase I complex; membrane
Molecular function (GO): alpha-1,4-mannosyltransferase activity; GPI mannosyltransferase activity
Source: RefSeq, a predicted model, not a curated record
AUGCCCUUGAUUGUGGCCAAUUAUCUACCAAGGCUGUCGACAGCCACUCUCAUGGCUACCUCGCUGGCCAUGAGAGUUGGCUUUCUGCUUUAUGGGAUCUAUCAAGACAAAUAUAUGGGUCUUCCGUAUACAGACAUAGACUACUUUGUUUUCACUGACGCUGCCAAAUUCGUGUUCAAUGGCCAAUCUCCAUAUGCACGAGACACCUACAGAUACACGCCGCUACUGGCAUGGCUUCUCCUUCCAACCACCUACUGGUUUGAGUACGGAAAAGUCGUUUUCGUGCUUUGUGACCUCGUGACAGGGUACCUCAUCAUCAAACUUUUAGAUAAAGCUAAAAAGAACAAAUCAUGGAGCAUUCUGUGGCUUUGGAACCCGAUGGUGGCCACUAUCAGCACCCGCGGAAGCUCAGAAAGUGUUUUGACCAUAGUGGUCAUGCUAAUCACCAAUUUUACGCUUAACAACCAAUAUGCCUUGGCAGGCCUGUUCACGGGCUUGGCUGUCCACCUGAAAAUCUAUCCACUCAUUUACAUCCCGGCAAUCCUUUUGACCAUCGACAAUUUGCAACCAUGGUACCAGCCUGUGACCAGAGCGAGAUUGGUCUUUGUGCUGACAUCUGCCCUCGGCUUUGGUGUUCUUACGGCUCUCAUGUAUCAUAUUUACGGCGACGAAUUUCUCCAGGAGGCAUAUUUGUACCACUUGAGCCGGUUAGACCAUCGCCAUAACUUUUCGGUCUAUAACUUGACCUUAUAUCUCUCGUCCUACCAGGGAGUUUCCUCGCUACCACUUUUCCAGAACUACGGAAUCCACGUUGAGAAACUGGCCUUUGUGCCCCAAUUGGGUCUCUCAAUGGUUCUCAUACCUCUCAAGCUCGCUAAUAUUGACCUCGUUAGCUGCUUCUUUGUCCAAACCUUUGCAUUUAUUACCUUCAACAAAGUGAUCACGUCACAGUAUUUCAUCUGGUGUUUGUGCUUUUUGCCAAUUUACACGGCCAAUUCGACGAUAAAACCUACAAAGACUGUUUUACUACUUGCAACGUGGAUCGUAACCCAAGGACUAUGGCUUUGGAACGCUUACCAGCUGGAAUUCCUAGGUAAAGCUGACAUUUUCACUACAGGCAUCUGGCUUAGUAGCUGUUUGUUCUUUGUCUGCAAUUGUGUGCUCCUUAUGGCCUUUGCCAACGAUUUGAGUGCCCAAAAGCGGACUCAACUGCAUAAAAAGAAGCGUUGA